AUGGAUAGCGCCUUUCUUCUCCACGCCAAAUCCCUCCUAUCCGCCAAACUUCACGUUGCGGACGUCGACACUCUGACCCGCGCGAUACCGGAGAGCGUGCUCCUGGAAAGUCUGGACGUGACCUUCACAACGGUCGUCAACGACGUGCCCGUACCCGAAGAUGGAUACACCGCGAACCGCAACGACACCCCGUUCCCGCGUCUCUUAGCGCUCAAGUGCCAGUCUAGCAUCGAUGGGAACCUCUCCCAGCUCUGUCAGAUCAUAGCUGUCCCACAGCUCGUCAGCACAACGUUCACGUUCUCCCUCGCACACGUGCGGAUUGACACCGCGAACUGGUCCGACUGGUCCGAGAACGGGGUUACCUGGCCGUUGGAAGCUUGCCUCUACCGACCAGCGCUGAUGCCGGCAAACAGCAAGAUCUUGAACUACGGCCGUGACCGCCAUGCGAUGUCCAAGCGGGAUACCCUGGUCAUAACCGCGCGCGAACGCCCUGGUGGCGAAGACCCCAAGAUCAUGUUCUCUGUCGUCGGCCGACAUGAGCUUCAAAGCGACGGGUACGCCAGAGCUGAGCUUGCAUGCGGUAUGCACCUUCACGUGGUGAAAGUCAAAUCCGACAUCGCGCCCAAGGUCCGUGACACCGUGUCGCCACUCAGUGCGGUGCACGCGGUGUCUCUCUUCGCAGACAGCAAGAUAAGGAAGGUUCACCUGCGCUGCCUCAAGAGUUCCGAGGCGAAGAAGUUCCCCAGUCCGACGGUACCCGACUUGCCACUCGACCCCACGGCUCUCCGCGACGAGCGCGACGUCAAGCAGCUAUGCAGUGAUCUGCGGCGCAUGCUCAACGUCGAAUACUUUAUGGCCGACAUUGAUAACCUUGGCGACAGCGAGCAUGAAGAGAUUGGGUUCCUCAAGGCGCUUCUGAAGAGCAACACCGAGGAGCGCGACACCGGCGUCGACGUGACAAUGCCGAAGCUCGCUUGCAUCGCUGUGCGAGUCACCGCAUCACACCUCUCCGGCCAGUUCUGGAACGAUCUUCUGUCACUGGCCCGUGUGCGUAGCGAUCUGGCUGGUGCGGGCAGAUGCAAAGGGAUGCGCAUUACGAUCUCCUCGCAUUGGGUUUCGAAGGUUGAAAAUGUGACAUUCGGGAAUGACCGCUACUUAGCUGACCUGGGCUCUGCCGCGAACGUUGUCAUUGAGCACAUCUAG
Molecule: messenger RNA, 1203 nt
Organism: Peniophora sp. CBMAI 1063
Lineage: Eukaryota; Fungi; Basidiomycota; Agaricomycetes; Russulales; Peniophoraceae
Source: the annotation of a GenBank genome assembly